Messenger RNA from Plasmopara halstedii, 2133 nucleotides. RefSeq names its product cmgc mapk protein kinase. Bases 1 to 2133 code for a protein of 710 amino acids. The transcript has 7 exons. Lineage: Eukaryota; Oomycota; Peronosporomycetes; Peronosporales; Peronosporaceae. Gene Ontology annotation, molecular function: ATP binding. The record is from RefSeq and is a predicted model, not a curated record.
AUGAGUUCGUUGAUACGAUCAGCAGCGGCUGAAGGUCUCGAGCUCUCGACGUCAUAUGAUGUCAAAUCUCGUCUUUCUUUCACGUCUCACGUCUCAAUCUCUUCACCUUCAUCUCGACAUUCUUCGAAUCUCGUUGCACCACAUUCUACACGACCACAUGAACUUCCAUUACGUUAUCAUUGGGCAAGUUAUUUACAAAAGCGUAGUGACUGGCUUAAACAUUGGGAAACAUAUUAUUUUGUAUUACGUGGUCAUUUUCUUUACUGCUAUUUGUCCGAAGAAGAUGCACGUCGACAGAAUGCUAAGUCGAAGAUUAAAAAGGGCAAGUUUGGGUUCUCUGAUCGUGUAUCACUUGUUAAAGCAUGGGAUGUUGAAGAAGUUGUAAAUGUCACUAUGAAUGGAUCAGUGGGGAUAACAACAUCAUCGACACCUGUGACUGGGUCUGCGUGUAGAUUUACUUUAGUCACGCGAAAAGGUCAUCAUCUUCAUUUUCGUACUACUUCACAGUGCAGCGACUACGCACGAAUAUCGAAGAUUUUUAUAAAGCCUAUGAGUAUUUCUAUACUGCACUUUGUGCUCGAGUUACGGCUGAUGAAAGGGGGAUCAAGUCUCACACUAUCACUUCCAAGCAAAAAAUCAGCAUCAUCGUUUCUAUCAUUUACUCCAAAUCAAUCGCUUACAAAAACUAAUGUAGUAGCUCCAAUGGAUCAUGCACUUGUUCGAUUCUUUUCGCUUUUAAAGUCAGAUGUGAUUGUACGGAGUAAUUAUCUCCCAAUGGUCCCGUUUGAAGGAAAAUUUCGUGGAUUUAGUGGUAUAUUGGAAUAUUUUACACGAUUAUCUCAGUCGGUACAAGUUGAACAAUUUCUUGUUGAAAGCAUUUGCAUCGAGCAAGACGAAGAGGAAACGUCCGAGUCCAAUCAUUGCCAUUCUCGAGCACGCAAUCGCGUCGUUAUUAUCUCUGGAAGAGAAACGAUGCAAGUGCGAUAUAAUCAAACAACUUUUGUACAACAAUGGACUCAUAAAUUGCAUUUUAAACCGAACGAUGGUGGUCGUGUGAGUCGAUGGGAAAUCUAUGGAGAUGUGGUGGCGUCUAGUGUUGUAUUUAAAGCUCCUGGUUGUACGACAAAUCUCACGUUGCCUUCAUUAGCGGAACGUAUUCGUGAGUCAGUUGUCGGAGGAUAUGUGGUGUCAAUUCAUCUAUACCAAAUCACGGACGUUCGGUCAAAAGAAUUGCAAGGCGACGAGUUUUUUGUACGAUGUUCACUAGACACUAAUGAAUUUGAAGGAGUUUGGCACACGGAAGCUCAGUCUCGAGCGGCUGCCCCGAUUGAAUGUACGACUGACUCCAAUGAAGUGACACUAUCGUGGUCGUACAAUUAUGACCAAGAGUUGUUUUUGCAAUUUGAUCGACUAUCGCGUGAUGAUAAUACAGUUUUACUAAUUGAAUGUUGUCGCUGCUCGAAUCACGAGGUAGUUGCUCGUACUCAUGUCAACCUUGCCAGCUUUCUCAACAAUAGCAAUCAAAGUUGUGGGUCUACAAAAUCUUCUAGUACUACUUCCAAUCGAUUAAUGGGGCGACGAAGUCGAAGUAAAGCAGAAAACGUUGUUUCACAUAGUGAUAAAUUACAGAGCUAUGUGUUGUCGAAUGAUCAUCAGAGUUUCUUUGGAAAACUGCAAUUACGAAUAACCAUUUCAUCCAUGUCACAACGUUCUCGAUCACAACGUGCUUCAUAUUCGAGUUUUCGACGUAGUUUUCGAAGUUCGUAUUCGGAUGAUAACAACACUGAAACACUUUUUCCUGAAAGUUCGUCUACAGCACGAGCGAGUUUUCGAUCAUUGACAAAACUGACACAUCACGUCUCAUUUCCUGGAGAAGAAGUGAUGCAUCAAUUUGUAAUUAAUGGUGUACGAUAUCAAUUGGCGGAAAAGUAUCGUAUGGUGAAGAUUGUUGGCAAAGGAACGUAUGGUGAAGUGAUUGCAGCCAGCGAUUUUGUACAUGGUGGUACACCAAGUCCCAUUAAACAUAGCAAAAACAGCCUGAACAGAACGCAAUUUUGGCAGGCGAGAGGACAUAAUGAUGGCGCACAGACGAAGGAGAUGCGAGCACUGGACACCAAAGAGGCUCGAAUUUGA